This is a messenger RNA of Thalassophryne amazonica, 1333 nucleotides long. RefSeq lists its product as uncharacterized. NCBI's taxonomy places the organism in Eukaryota, Metazoa, Chordata, Actinopteri, Batrachoidiformes, Batrachoididae. Bases 198 to 809 code for a protein of 203 amino acids. The transcript is spliced from 4 exons. The record is from RefSeq and is a predicted model, not a curated record.
AAUAAAAGUUCGUCGAGGGGCCGCCUCCUUCAAAGACUGCAUUUGUCGACCGGAUGCGUCAUAUCGGCGCGACCAGGCUGAAUGAGGCCGACGAAUGCAGCUUUCUUUCUCCCUAAAACGAAGGAUACAAUACGUGCAUCCUUUGCAGUCCAAAUCAUUUCAAGACACACUGCUCUUUUUUUUUUUUACAAGACAAAAUGGUGAAAAAAGAAGAGGAGGCAUCCGACCAGGUGGCCACCGACAAGUAUGUCUUUAAAUGGAGUAAGGAGCUGACAGCUGAAUUUAUAAAGUUGAGGGGGGAAAGCGAACACCUGUUCACAGGGGCCAAAUUUUCAGCCUGUAUGGGUUGGAGGACAAUUCUUAAAAAAUUGGGCCUGCAGAAGAAUGUCACUCCUCUACAAGCAAAGAAAAAAUGGUUCAACCUAAAAAAAAAGUACAACGACUGCAAGUACCCAGAGGCAGGAGAGGGUGUCUCUGGGAAGCCCAACGCUGCCACUUGGCCCUGGUUUGUCCUCAUGGAUGAGGUGCUGAGGCAGAGACCUUCUACCACCCCCUCGGUGAUAAUAUCCUCAAUCCCUGAUGACACCCCAGGGCCAAGUACAGCAGUGAGCGACCAGGAGGAAGAUAACAAGGAUGACAUCCUGUGCUGCAGACCGGUGAGAAAGAGGGAGCGAGAGAAGGCUGAGCUUCUAGACCUGAUCAGAGAGGACAUGAAGCUGCAGAGGGAGAUGGAGGAGAGGAGGGCGCAGGCGAGCAGGGAGAGGUUGGACAGGCUGUUCUCUCUCCUGGAAAAGUUAAUUGAAAAAUAAAUAAAUGUAACUGUUCAAUAUUCAAGUAGAACAAAAUAAAGGCCAUUGUUGUUAUUGUUACAUAUUUUUGUUUAUUCUGUUCAGCAAAAUGUUCAUGUUACUUAUACGCUACAGAAUGUGUCAGUUCUUGUUGGCUGCUGUUUACACCAGCUGAGGGCCUGGUCGUGGUGGUGCCACUGGAGCUGGAUGGGCAGCCACCAUGCCAGAUGUAGUGGUCUCUGUCAGAGGGACAUUACAACAUCAUGUGUGCACAGUAACGACAUCUUGGAAAUCCUCAAGAUAACAUUCAGGAGUUUUCAAACAUUUUCUCACAGUGUCUUGGAGAGUACUUAUGACAAUCUUUGGGAGUCUCCAGAUAUACAACAACGAUAGUGAGGCCUUUUGAGACUUUCCACCUACCUUCCCUGAGUGUACAUCCUGACCCACCUGGCCUGACUUUGACUGUCUGGUUUGCUGGCUUUUGCUUCAAAAUAUCCCUGCAUUUAAAAAUAAAGGAGACUGAUUAUGUCCAGUGCCAAUGACCA